This is a messenger RNA of Fusarium subglutinans, 1485 nucleotides long. RefSeq lists its product as uncharacterized. The transcript is spliced from 3 exons. The record is from RefSeq and is a predicted model, not a curated record. Bases 1 to 1485 code for a protein of 494 amino acids. Lineage: Eukaryota; Fungi; Ascomycota; Sordariomycetes; Hypocreales; Nectriaceae.
AUGAGUGGACACGGCUUAGCUUUUCCAGACCUUGAGUCUGCUGCUAUAAAGGAGCAAUAUCCAGACCCGGAUGAUACACGCCUCCUGAAGCGAUUCCAGGCGAACUGGAUCAAGUACAACGAAUACUGGGAUACAGAUACAAAAAGGGAACUACUGGGACUUAUCAGUGGCGGGGAUGUCAAGACGAAUGAAACCAACCGCUCUGGUCCCAGUGGCCACAAGUUCUGGAAGAGAAAGGACGAGUUGACAUGGGCGCUGUGGAUCGCGAUGCGAACACACUACGGGAUCGAGAAAUUGGCAAAGUUGCAGGCUAAAUUAGCUGUACAAUUUCCUCAGAUCGUCGCAAGUUCUUGGGUUUGCCCAGAUCAACAGCUCAAAGGAAUCCAGAUGGCUAAUGCGGAGUCCGACGACGGGCCGUUGUGCAUCAAACCUGAAGAACAUUCCGGGAAACCCCUUCAAGGCUCCCUAGCGACGAGUGAAGGCGGAGAGGUAGAUGAUCUGGAAGCACAAACCCACAUAGACUCGGACUCCCGAAAGCGGGCACACUCAGGUACCCCAGGGGGACCCAAACGAGCUAAAAGAACAGCAGUCCCUUUAGCCAAGAUGCACCCACCCACUCACCACUCGUUGGCCAUUGGUCCCCCCCAAAGAACGCCGCAGCGACGUUCCAUACUGGACAGAAUGGAAGAUGUCCGCAAAGAAAUCGCGGAUAUACCCAAAGACAUGUCUUCUAUGAUCAGUCGUCAAAUCGCAGGGUUUCCAUCCAAUGACACACAUAUCGGAACCCCCCUACCCAUGAAUAACGACAGCCUUCUGCAGAGAAGAGAUCAGGGGGGUAGAGGAGGCCCCCAAGAUGUGUCAGCAGAGAGUAUUGAACUCACCCGAACUGCAGACCGCAGGGCCAAGAUUCGGGAAGUGAUGGACAAAAUCGUAGAGUGUGUCAACGAACUCACAGCUUCGAUAAUGCCAGAGGAAAUGGACGAUCUCAAGCGAUCGGUGGACGAUUUGAGAUCUACCACUGAAACUAAUCGCGAGGAGAUACAAGAAGCAAAGGAAACAACGAGCGAACUACAAAGAAGAGUCGAAGAACAGCAGCAUCAGAUUGAUUCCCAGGGCCUAGUAAUAGGGCAGAUGGAAGAUGCUAUGUUGAGUGUCUGGCAGAAACUUCAUCAGCCCCAGGAGCAAAGUCCGCGGUACUCUCAGUGGCAGGCCACGCCUAGGUAUACGGGUACGGCUCUCCAUUUGAACCGUACCCUUCCCAAUGCCACUGAACAAUAUUCUGUCACCAAUUCCACGGGAGGACGUGCCCCCAUGAUCGCAGGGUCAGGAACAGCACAACCCAAUACCCUUCCCAGAGGGACUCUUGUUUCGCAGGGCGGUUUCGAUCCUACCAGGACUUUGAUAGACCCGGCAUUGCAGCACUAUCCACAAACCCAGCUACUGGGGGACACUCAUCACCCACGACAGGCAAACAGACCUGAGUGA